AUGAUCCUGGUAGCUCUAGACCCGCAUCGAGUUCGGCGACUCAUCACGCGAGAUUGUAGGAGAAAACAUGACCCGCACUAUAUGAAUGAGCUCGAAAUCCAAGUUCAAUUGCUUAAAGCAGAGAUUCGCCGGUUGGAGAAUCUGCAUCCCUCCAUGGCAGUGUCGGAGAGUAUUGCCGAGAUAAUGACAGCCGAUGAUACAAUCUCAGGAACACCUGUCCAAGCAGAUCUGGAAGGGGAUCAUGGAACAAACAUCUCAACGGCAAUCAACGACGUCAGUUCUCUUUUGUGGCGGCUCAAGAUAAGCGAAGGGGGUGAAACUUCCCUUAUUGGGCCAUCGGGCAAUUUUUGCUUCGAGACGGAUAGCGCAGGCGUUACGAUUAACCCUGUUCAACCUGAUUUUGAACAUGAACACGCCUGGUGCGAACAUGGGAGUGAUCAAAACUCCCUCGAUGUUUCACAAGUUGUUAAGAAUCUAGUGACAUUAUUCACAAAGUUCAUCAACCCUGUUCAUCAAUUGGUUGACGAAGAUGUACUGGUUGAAAUGGCCGACAGCCCAACUGCAGACAUGACGUUUCUGGGGAUGGCAACCCUGGCUGCUGGCUCAUUGUACGCAGAUAGCGUUGAGGGGAAAUGUUAUGGGAGCGAAAUGGCCGCCAUCGUCGAGGCCACCGCGCUAAAGACCUGUCGAGAAACUCCCACGCUCAGCACGAUCCAGGCGCUUUCUAUCAUGUGCUGGCGGGAACUUGCACUCGAUAAUGAAAAGAUGGCAUGGAUGUACAACGGCAUGGCUUGUAGCCUGGCACUUCACCUUGGACUUACCGUCAGCUCCCUUGAAACUCUGCAGACAAAUGAGUCCGAAGCUUCCAAUCCACAAGCGCUGCAAUCCCGCCAGUUGAGAGUCAAGUCCCUCUGGAGUGUCAUUCUUUUGGAUAGAAUCGCAACCUCGCUCUUGGGACGUAAUUGUCUCAUUCCUUGGCGACGAGUCUCGGCACCCUUCUAUCUGGACGUUGUUGACCAGGAUGUGCCACUCCAAGCAGUUAUCUUUGACUACCACUGUCGGCUUUGGUUCAUACACGAUCAAUUCAUGGACAGCAUCUACUCAUUUCAGUUCUUGGAUCUCGACAUGGAAAAACGACAUGGCAUGCUGAUCGAUGCCCGUGAGCGACUGUUGUCUUUCCGCAGAGAUCUAAAUUCCAGGCUGCGACUGACAAAAGACGUGACCGAACCUACCCUCAUUUUCUGUCACAUGUCAUACCACAUGUCUCAACUACUCAUCCACCGUCCCUACCUCAAUGAGCCGCCGGGAUCUCAUAUCCAUCGCCUCUCCAUUCGAUCCAUGGCGGUGGAAGCAGCAGAGAUUGUCAGACUGAUUCGAGCAUACGAGAGACUGGCGCACUUCGACAAAGCCCCACCAUUUAUUGUACACAGCGUACAGACAGCAGCAAUCACCCUACUUCUCAAUGCGACCUCGACAGAACCAUCUUUGAAAAGCCAGUCAAUCAGUCGUUUCCGCGUCUGCUUCAACGCCUUGGAAGCCAUGAGCUCACGGUGGCAACGGGCCCGCAACGCCAUGACUGUACUCCGAGAGUUGGCUCAUCGCUGGAACAUUAUCAAAGCUUUACCGAUACGUUACAGUGUUCCUGUAUCGAUGGAGCGCCAGUCGAAGCUGACGACGGAGUCUGAGCUGGCCUGCUCCUGUGAAACAGGGUCACUGAAGCUUCAAAGUUCAGCGCUGGACGACGUUGAAGUAGUUGAUGCGGGUUUUGACUGGGCUAGUCUCGACUAUUUCGAUUACUCUGGCUUUGAUCCGUGGGACCUGGGAUUGGAUACGCUAGACUUUUGGGUAUAA
Molecule: messenger RNA, 1851 nt
Organism: Penicillium oxalicum
Lineage: Eukaryota; Fungi; Ascomycota; Eurotiomycetes; Eurotiales; Aspergillaceae
Product: fungal specific transcription factor domain-containing protein
Exons: 4
Coding region: 1-1851 (616 amino acids)
Biological process (GO): DNA-templated transcription
Molecular function (GO): DNA binding; zinc ion binding
Source: RefSeq, a predicted model, not a curated record